AUGGCUUCUCACAAGACCUUCAGGAUCAAGCGGUUCCUGGCUAAGAAACAGAAGCAAAAUCGUCCCGUUCCGCCGUGGGUUCAAAUGAAAACUGGUAACAAAAACAUGUACAACUCCAAGAAGAGAAACUGGAGACGGACCAAACUGGGUCUGUAA
This is a messenger RNA of Jaculus jaculus (lesser Egyptian jerboa), 156 nucleotides long. Its product is annotated as 60S ribosomal protein L39-like. The record is from RefSeq and is a predicted model, not a curated record. Bases 1 to 156 code for a protein of 51 amino acids. Gene Ontology annotation, molecular function: structural constituent of ribosome. Gene Ontology annotation, cellular component: ribosome; cytosolic large ribosomal subunit. Lineage: Eukaryota; Metazoa; Chordata; Mammalia; Rodentia; Dipodidae. Gene Ontology annotation, biological process: translation. The transcript has a single exon.